UAAGGAAGUUUAUCUUCACGUUUCCGGACUAAAUCCCAAUUUAUUUAACUCGGGGGUAUGUUCAUAAUCUCAUUAGCUAUUUCUGCUAUCGGCAUGUACCUCUUGAGACUGUUGAGCCUCCUAUCAGACACCUGGAGGAGCUGAAGCACAGCAGAGACCUCAGAGCAGCUUGAUACCUACCGACACAGUGUGUGAAGAAUGUCUUCACCCAUAUACUACAAUCAAGACAGUGUGACACGCUUCAAGAAAAGAAAGGCUCGUUUCUCUUUCAGUGAAGUCCACAUAUUGCUGGAUGAAGUUAGGAAGCACCGUAUGGUUGUUGUGGGCAAAUUCAAUCGUGGUGUGCCAACAGACAUGAAAAAGCGCACAUGGGCAGAGAUUACUGCACGGGUCAAUGAGAUUGGAGAGUGCCAACGUGAGGUCAUAGAAGUCAUCAAGAAGUGGUCUGACCUAAAGUGUGACACAAAACGGAAAGUGGCUGCUAUGAGGUCGGGGACAGUGCCCAACAGAGGCCUCAACUCACGCCUUUCCCGGGAUCUUAACCAGACAGAGAAAAUAGUCCUCCAGAUACUGGAGAUGGACGAUGAGGAGCAGAGCUCCGGUGACUUCGGCCUGCUGGGGGAAGACGACGAUGUGCCAGAGGAGGAAGAAGAAUUGGACGAGGAUGAUAUGAUUGCAAUGCAGAGCUCUCCUAAUGGCGGGUUGGACAUGACACCUAUGCCUCCACCUUCUUCCUACAAGAUAGGACAGUCAGGGGACUCAUCACAGCCAUCUUUUGAUGUGCAAUAUGAGGUGCCUCCAGCAGAAGAUACUGAAAAUGCAUUUGGAGACUCGGACGAUGAACAAAGAGACGAUAUGCUUCCUUCAACUCAGACAGCAAAGCCAAAAGAUGAUCACCAAGCUAACAGCAGCACCCAGAAACAAGCGCAACCUCACACGUCUACUGGACUGCCGGCAUCUGCGGCUGCGUUUCCGUCGCCCGGUCAGUCCUCGCAGAGCACGAGAGACAGCAUGCUGCACAGUGCAUCGCUGAGCCUUCAGGAGCAGCACGCCACCAACAUCCUGCUGGAGACUGUGUCGCGCUCCCUGGAGCUUCUGUCGGAGUCAGUGCAGCAGCUGGCAGAGACUCAGCAGGAGUUUGUGCGCGAGUCGCUGCAGCUCCAGCGGGAGACGGUGCAGGUGCUCAGAGACUUCACAGGUGGAGCCAUCGCACUCAUGCAUGACAAACUGAAUGGACGGCCGGCAUUAUAACAGCAGUGACACAUGGAGAUGUGAGGGUCUGUUAUCUCACUGACGUCACACAUGACCUUCAGGUGCAGGAACUUCUCGGUUCUUUUGGACUUCACCUGUGGUUUUUAAAUCAGCAGAUUUUCUGUGGUUAUAUUUUAAAACUAUUGGUAGACUCAUUGUAUCGUUGGAAUUACUGUUUGUGUGGUUAUAUGAAAGUGGAUUGCAAAAACAACCAAUAUUAGCCAUAAAGAAAGAACCUGGAGAGUUUUUCGUUUUGCUACUGACAGUGAGACUCCACCACAUUUUCUAUUGAUAAAACAACUUGUUUAAAGCCUCUGAAAAGUUCUCAGAAUGCGUUUGUGUCCUUAUGUUGUACGUUUCCCUUACUUUAUGUCUGGAGAUUAUCACGUGUACUGUAAUGGUGAGUGGAUGUCUGCACUUGACCAUUAUAUGGUCUUUAUGUCUGAGCGCUAACUGUGGUGUGUGUUAGAUACUUUUAAAAUACAAGUAAGUAUAUUAUUUGUGAUUGAUUUUGGUUUUUUACAUUGCAAACAUGAACACUUGAAUAUGAAAAUUUCACUAAGUUCUUUUAAAAAUAUAAUAAACUGGUGUAUUUAAACAGAACAUAA
Messenger RNA from Maylandia zebra (zebra mbuna), 1859 nucleotides. RefSeq lists its product as uncharacterized. Gene Ontology annotation, cellular component: nucleus. NCBI's taxonomy places the organism in Eukaryota, Metazoa, Chordata, Actinopteri, Cichliformes, Cichlidae. The record is from RefSeq and is a predicted model, not a curated record.